Molecule: messenger RNA, 615 nt
Organism: Phycomyces blakesleeanus NRRL 1555(-)
Lineage: Eukaryota; Fungi; Mucoromycota; Mucoromycetes; Mucorales; Phycomycetaceae
Exons: 4
Coding region: 1-615 (204 amino acids)
Source: RefSeq, a predicted model, not a curated record
AUGUACGAGAACACAAGAAUCCACACCGCCUACAUAGUGAAUAUCGAUAUUAGAUUUGGCCAGCAUCUCCGCCGAGAGAUGAAUGUCUUGCUCGAUAUAAAAAAAGACCGUGAGAGCUUACCGAAUACCUUCGAUGUUCAAAAAGGAUUGUCAACUCGCCAACUUGAAGAUGCCUUCACCGAGGAGGAACACAGAAAUACUUUCAUGGCAAUCUCUCCCAUCUUUGUCGUCUAUCCGGAAAUAUAUGGGUUCCAAAAGAACUAUAUCUAUUAUGACUCAAACGAAUCUCCGCACAGGCACUUCCUCACCUUUUCCCAUAUCGAUCCUGUCUCAGAAAAUUUUGAGAAGAGCUUAGAGACUAUCACUCAACAAACUAGAGCUGUGAGGAAGAGUGGUGGACUUGGACAAGAAGGCUUUCCAUGGCUAACAAAACGGCGUGAUGAAGUUCAGAGGAACAAUCGAGACCGAUGCAGACCCAAGACACCGCCCAAGGACCAAAUCCCAGAAGGGCUUCCACAAUUGACACUGAAAGCAUUCCCUACAUCCAUAACUUGCCUUCAAAACAACGUAAAAGAAUCUGUGGACGUUGCGUCCUUAUUGAUCUCAGAAGAAUAG